AUGAGUAGGGACAUGACUCUUGCUGACCUGCACAAGUCACUUAAAGGUGAAAUCCAAUUAUCUAAAGAGGAAAUCCAGAAUAGCAUAACGGACAUGAAGAGGGAAAUCAAGAAACUCAGCACUGAGGUAGAUGAAGUCAAGCAGUCCCAAAACUUCAUAAACGCAGAGUUUGAACAAUUCAAGAGCGGGUUGAGUAAAAUCACGGAUGAAAUGAAGAAAACGACCAUUGAUGUCACGUCGUUAAAGAGUGGACAUGCGGAGAUCUCAUCACAACUGGCUACUAUGGAACAAGACCUCAACUUUAUUCAGCAAGGACAGCUAUCAAACAACUUGCUGAUAUCGAAUGUCAUCAAAACUGCCGACGAAGAUCUAUGUGCUAUCUUGGGUAAAAUCUGCGAAGUUCUCGAGAUCGAAUUGCAUGAGCGAGACGUUCUGAUGAUCACUCGUUUGGCCACGAGGAAUACGAAGCAAAUUGAACCGAUUUUGGUACAGUUCGCCAAUAGAUAUGUGAAGGACAGAAUUAUAUCUGUAGCAAAAACUGCCUCACUAUCAUGUCAAAAUAUCGGGUUCACAAUUGAUCAGCGCAUCUAUUUCAACCACCAUCUCACGGCAUACAAUCAAGCGUUGCUACAGUACGUGAGAGCCUACAAAAGAAGACAUGGAUAUAAGUUCGCAUGGUUCAGCAAAGGGUACAUCUACAUCAAGCGGGAUGAGAACUCCACAGCUCAACGUAUCAUCUCACGAGAAGAUUUGCCUUCGGAUUUUGAUGAGUGA
This is a messenger RNA of Aedes albopictus (Asian tiger mosquito), 774 nucleotides long. RefSeq lists its product as uncharacterized. The coding region runs from base 1 to 774 and encodes 257 amino acids. The record is from RefSeq and is a predicted model, not a curated record. NCBI's taxonomy places the organism in Eukaryota, Metazoa, Arthropoda, Insecta, Diptera, Culicidae. The transcript has a single exon.